AUGUCCGUGGAGGGUUUGGAAUACGAGACCAUCGUACAGAAUGGACCCAAAAAAGUUGCAAUGACCACCGGAAUAGACCGGGACACGAUAAGAGCGGCUUACGAAGAUGUGCGUUCGGAUGGAUCACCCACAGAAUGGGCAGUAUUCAAAUUCGAGGGAGCGCGGAUAAUCUGUUCCGCGCGAGGUAGCGAUUUCUCAGAGUUCCGAACACACUUCGCUGAUGACGAGCGAGCAUUUGGAUACCUCAGGAUGCAAAUGGGCGACGAAAUGUCGAAACGCAAGAAGUUCUUGUUCGUCACGUGGGUGGGUCCGAACGUGUCUGUCAUUAACCGCGCCAAGAUGUCCACAGAUAAAGCAAUCAUCAAAGAUAUUAUAUCGAACUUUGCCGUGGAACUGCAACUAGAAAGCCAAUCUGAAAUUGACAUAGAUCAAUUCAAGGAAGCUUUAAACAGAGCCGGGGGCGCGAACUAUGGAACUGGAGUCAGGGACUUAUGA
This is a messenger RNA of Leptosia nina, 495 nucleotides long. Lineage: Eukaryota; Metazoa; Arthropoda; Insecta; Lepidoptera; Pieridae. The record is from the annotation of a GenBank genome assembly.